AUCCUUAUUGGCAAUCGGAUUUGUCGCAAAACCAUCUCACAAAGCACACAGGACGGGAGCACCUCUUUAUCACUCAUCAGACAACUUGAGGACUGGAAGCUCUGAGGAAAUGGAUGCCAUGAGUGAAAGUUUGUUCACGUGGGUGGGGACCUUGCCUCCAUUCAUCCAGCGAAAGUCAGAACCUGUUGCUAAAGAUUUUAUGGACGGAGCCAUACUUGCAAAAAUUUUAAAGGAAGUGGUGGAUCCUAGCUUCUUUAAAGACUUGAAUACAUCUCCACAAGAAUCAACUCCUCUCAUCGUAUUAAACAAAAAAAUGCAAGAAUACUUAUGUGAUCAGAUUGGACACGGACUUCCUAGAGAAAUAGCUCCUAAUAUUCCACGAAUUAUGACAUCUGGAGAUGUACGAGAAAUCGGUCGUCUUCUCCAACUACUGCUCGUGUGUACAGUUAACAGUCCUCGUCGUGAGGAGUUUAUUAGCAGCAUAAGGACAAUGGGAACAUUUGUCCAGACUGAAAUAGUUGGAGCUAUUCAAGAAGUUAUUGAUGCUAAACCUAAUCAGUCUCCGAAAGAGGAAGAUAUGCUAGGAAUGCAAUUGAAGAAAGUCCAAAUUGACAUGAUAUCCUUACAAGAGGAUAAAGAAAGACUGUCCCAACAAUGCCAUGAACUCAAUCAAAAAAUGUCAGAAAUGAUGGUAGAGAAAACGGCUCUGCAGACGGAAAAUGAACGAUUGCAGCAUCAACUGAACGGAACCAUGAACGAUCCAGAGUCCUUGCACAUGUCAAACAAACUUCAAGAAGACAACAGACGUGAAAUAGAGCAAUUACGGGAGAGAAAUUAUGAGCUCGAGGCAAUUGUGGAUGAUUUCAAAGUUAAAAAUCAGGUGUUACAAAAGCAGAUAAGUGAAACACAUUUCAAAAUGGCUUCAGCCGUGAGUGCAGAAGAAGAGGUGACACGACUUAAGGACGAAAUGGAUUCAUUGCGAGAGAUGGCUGACAAAGCGUCCCAUUAUGGAAAGCAAAUGAAAAUUUUGCAAAAGAAGCUGGAAGAUAUGGCUGAAUUGAAGCAAACGGCGAAGCUUCUCGGGGAUAAAAAUACUGAACUCGUAACGUUGAAUUUUGAUUUAUCAGAAGAAAACAAAAAGAUUCAAAACUUCAAGGCGACCAUAGACAAUUUAAAGAAAAACUUGGCUGAAGCACAAAAUACUCUGUCCCAGGAGAUAUUUAAAAAUAACAAGAUCAGCCAUGAUCUUCAACAAGCUCGAGAGAAGGCAGAAACCAUGCAUGGCCAGAUUCAAGCAUUGCAAGAAGAAAAAACCCAUUUGAAAGAUACGAUUGAAGAGCUGAGACUGCUCAACAACGAGACUAAUUCUCCAACAGGGUUCCCCAAUAUGGCUGGGACUUCUGAGUAUUCGAUGGAACUCUUACCUCCCUCUGUGAGACAAAAGAUGGUUGGGCUAGAGCUUGAGAAUAAGAAAUUGCAGAGCAACCUGCAAUCCGUAAUGACCAAUGACUCUUCCUCCGAAGGGUCGCAAAUUCUUGUCGAGCAGCUACGCAAACACGAAGAAAAAUUGGACAAAGAGCUUCUAGCAAAGAAUCAAGAACUAAUAGAUAUGAAAUCUGCGCUUCAAGAAAAGAUCAAGAGCUUGGAAGCUAUAAUAGUUGCUAAAGACGAAGAUCUAAAAAAGAAGGAACAAACAUAUAAAAAAUGCAUGGAGAAAGCCCAAAGUGUAAUAAAAACUUUGGAACCUACCACGGCGGGUUUGGAUCCUACAAAAUCAGAAGAACUAGAGAAAGCACGAUCCGUCCGAGAAAUGGAAGAUAAGCUUUUACAAUCUGCAUUUUACCACUAUGGAAUAGCCCUUCAUCACAAAGCAGUCGAAGUCAGAAAUAGAACAUUCCUCGGACAACAUCGUAAUGUCGCUGGACGAAGGCGAGGAAGUGAAUUGCCUUGAUAUGGGACACCAUUUUUUUUUUACAUACAUACGUCCACUUCUCUCCCAUUCCACCUUAUCAACGUUAACGUUUUUCUUUAAAUUUGUGGAAGAGAAGGAAUUAUUUUAAUUUUAAAUUUUAUAAAAUUUCACUUGUACCUGAAUGAAUCAAGGAAUUUAUUCUAAACAGCGCCCAUGUAAUGUAAUUGUAGAUAGGAUAUGUGUACACUUACAUUGUAUUUUAAUGUAUGUGUGUAUUUUAUAUUAUAUCUCUUUUAUUUAUUUUUAGUUCGCAAUGAUCGUAACAGUAUAUGUAUGUAGUGGUGGUCGGAGUAGGAUCAUUAUUUGAAUACCAAAGAUUUUCAAGUUUCAAGUCACUAAUCAUUAUUUUAGCCACACUGUGUAUUUCUAAAUUUAUCUUCUUAAGUUAUUUGAUUCAGUCUCGCUUGUAUUUUUAAUCCCAUACCUUAAUAUUGGAGAUCGUAAACGAAAUAAACGAUUUCUCAAAGUAUA
This is a messenger RNA of Folsomia candida, 2443 nucleotides long. Its product is annotated as protein Hook homolog 3. The coding region runs from base 110 to 1951 and encodes 613 amino acids. Gene Ontology annotation, molecular function: dynein light intermediate chain binding; microtubule binding. The transcript is spliced from 13 exons. Gene Ontology annotation, biological process: cytoplasmic microtubule organization; cytoskeleton-dependent intracellular transport. The record is from RefSeq and is a predicted model, not a curated record. NCBI's taxonomy places the organism in Eukaryota, Metazoa, Arthropoda, Collembola, Entomobryomorpha, Isotomidae. Gene Ontology annotation, cellular component: cytoplasm; centrosome.